GGACGCCGAGAUGUUGGUUGGUAGGUGGAACACCACUCGGUCAGUGUUGUGGUCUGUCUUCCUGGGUAUAUAUAGAUAUGUUUUCUAUCUCCCCUGUUUGGCGGCUGUAAAUUUGUUGUGCUUGUAAUAUUUAUUGUCUGUCCCAGUUCCAGUCCCUCGUUCAUUCUGUCGUUAACUAUUGUUAAUUGACCACCCGGCCUGCUGCUACUUAAUAUAAUCUCUAUAUAAUUGCUAUACCAACCCCACUCGCUCACCCAUUUCUACAAAGAAUUGGAAAGAAAGAAGAAAUGUUCGCCUCCAUCCUUUUCAGCACCCUCUUGGCCAGCCAAGCCCUCGCCACGGGGGUGGGCUUCAAACAAGUCAACGAGAUGGGCCUCAGCAAGCGCCAGACUGACGAGUCGUUCGUCCCCGGGACCACCUACGGGUGUCCUAGCGGAUGGCCUGAAUGCGGGACUAGCCAGGUCUGCUAUAACCCUAAGCGUGGGGAUACCUGCUGUCCUGGCGGGACUUAUGCCUGUCCGGGAGGCUCUUUCUGCCUGCAGGAUGGGUACUGCUGUCCCGAUGGCCUCGACCGCGAGUCGUGCGCCAAAAAAUUCGGCGUCACCCUGAAGCCCACGACGACCGCCGAGCCGACGACCACCUCCCAGCCGACCCCGACGGAUGACACCACGACCACGACGUCGACGACUACUUCGAAGGCUGUCAUCCCGACGACGACUACCACUUCGGCCGGCUCGAGCUCUUCUUCGACUGUGCCGCCUCCGCCGAGCUCUGCUGGCCCGUUCAGCCCGCCGCUUUUCACGGCCGGUGCGAAUGCCCUUGCUGGUGCUAAGGCGGCGGUUGUUAUUGGGGCUGUUGGUGGGUUGUUGGCUAUUUAGGUAGCUCUUUUUGAGGACUGGUUCGCUGGUGGACUUGCUUGUUGGUGGGUU
Molecule: messenger RNA, 929 nt
Organism: Aspergillus campestris IBT 28561
Lineage: Eukaryota; Fungi; Ascomycota; Eurotiomycetes; Eurotiales; Aspergillaceae
Exons: 3
Coding region: 288-878 (196 amino acids)
Source: RefSeq, a predicted model, not a curated record